GUCUUCUUUCUUCUGGGCACCUUCGGGCUCUUCUGCCUGACGUUCGACUUCAUCGUGGGGCCGGAUUUCUCCACCUGCACCUCCCGCCGCUUCCUCUUUGGUGUCCUCUUCGGCAUCUGCUUCUCCUGCCUGCUGGCGCACGCCGUGGCCCUCAACUUCUUGGCACGGAGGAACCGGGGCCCACGGGGCUGGGUGACUCUGGCGGUGGCCCUGCUCCUCACCUUGGUGGAGGUCAUCAUCAACGCCGAGUGGCUCAUCAUCACGGUGGCGCGGCAGGAGGGCGGCUCCCCGGACCCUUGCCGGCUGGAGGACACUGACUUCGUCAUGGCGCUCAUCUAUGUCAUGUUCCUCCUGGUGGCUGCCUUCUGCACCGCCUGGCCAGCCCUCUGUGGCCAUUACGGCCGCUGGCGCAAGCACAGCCCCUUCAUCCUGGCCACCACCGGCCUCUCCAUAGCCAUCUGGGUGGCAUGGACGGCCAUGUACCUCUACGGGAACCAGCACGCGGGUGAGAAGCCUGGCUGGGAUGACCCCACGCUGGCCAUCGCGCUGGUCUCCAACGCCUGUGCCUUCCUCCUCCUCUACGUCAUCCCCGAGGUGACGCACGUGACGCGGCUGAGCCCCGAGCAGGCCUUUGAGGACGACAUCUACCCCACGCGCGGGGUGGGCUACGAGACCAUCCUCAAGGAGCAGAAGUCGCAGAGCAUGUUUGUGGAGAACAAAGCCUUCUCCAUGGACGAGCCCUCCUUCGGUAGGCGCCGGCGCUCACUGGGGACCCUCUUGCCCCACAGUGGGGCUGGCGGCGGGUACCGGCACCGGGGCUGGCAGCGGCGAGCGGCGGCGAGACGUGAAGCCGCCGCGCCGGCCCCACUGCAGACACGGGCUGUGCUGUGCCGGCAGCAGCCCCCUGUUAUCCUCCCCCGACUCCCCGAGGGCCGGGAGCUGGGGGGCUGUCAGCCCCGGUGCGGUGUGUGCCAGACCUGGAUGGCGUGGAGCCUCGCGGCUGUGCCGCAUGGCGCGGGAUUGGUGUGGGUGCAGCAAUGGGGCUGCGGCAGCAUCCCUGGCAGUAGGGAUGGCAUCGCGGUCACCAUGAUCCAUCUGCCGGGGACAGGCGGGGACAUGGGCAGUGCCAGGCUGGGUGGUGACACAGAGGGGGGAACGUGGCUGCAGACUAAAGGCUCGCACAGCGUCCCUGAGCUGUGA
Molecule: messenger RNA, 1200 nt
Organism: Charadrius vociferus (killdeer)
Lineage: Eukaryota; Metazoa; Chordata; Aves; Charadriiformes; Charadriidae
Gene: GPRC5C
Product: G protein-coupled receptor, class C, group 5, member C
Exons: 2
Biological process (GO): G protein-coupled receptor signaling pathway
Cellular component (GO): signaling receptor complex; extracellular exosome; plasma membrane
Molecular function (GO): protein kinase activator activity; G protein-coupled receptor activity
Source: RefSeq, a predicted model, not a curated record